AUGGCUCCUCCAUGGGUUCAAGAACUCCCUCUCAAUCCUUUGAAUAUUCCAGUCACCAUUAUCAACACAUUCUCCGUUACUCCAUCGAAGCCUAUUCCUGUCAAACCAGGUGACUGUUUAUAUCUUUCAAACCUCGAUGACGUGAUUGGAGCACGCGUCUUCACACCGACGGUUUACUUUUAUCAAUCAGACAAUUCAAGUACGUCUUUCCAAAAACCGGUCGCGGAAAUACUUGGCCGCGCUCUAGCUGACGUUUUGGUUCCCUACUACCCUCUCUCGGGAAGGUUAAGAGAGACGAAAAAUGGUAAACUGGAAGUAUUUUUCGGAGAAGAAGAAGAACAAGGAGCGUUAAUGGUUGAAGCAAGAUCAAACAUAGCUUUAUCUGAACUAGGUGAUUUUGCUGCUCCAAAUCCAUCUUGGGAACCAUUGAUAUUCAAAUUUCCAAAUGAAGAACAAUACAAAGUGUUGGAAAUGCCACUUGUUAUAGCUCAGGUAACAAUCUUCACAUGUGGUGGAUUUAGCCUCGGUUUACGCCUUUGUCAUUGUAUCUGUGAUGGAAUGGGAGCUAUGCAGUUUCUAGGAGCAUGGGCUGCAACAGCAAAAACAGGAAAAUUGGUUACAGAACCUGAACCUUGUUGGAACAGAGAGAUUUUCAAGCCACGUGAUCCACCAGAAGUGAAAUUUCCACAUAUGGAGUUCAUGAGAAUUGAUGAAGGAUCAAACUUAACAAUGAAACUUUGGAAAACAAAGCCCGUUCAGAAGUGUUAUCGCAUAAGACGCGAGUUUCAAAACCAGUUGAAAUCACUUGCUCAACCAUUUGAUUCUGCUGGUUGCACUACAUUUGAUGCAAUGGCUGCACAUAUUUGGAGAUCAUGGGUUAAAGCUCUUGAUGUUAAGCCGCAAGAUUACGAAUUAAGGUUAACAUUUUCAGUUAAUGCUAGACAGAAGCUUAAAAAUCCACCAUUGAAAGAAGGGUUUUAUGGUAAUGUGGUUUGUAUUGCUUGCACAACAAGUAAGGUUUCUGAUCUUGUGAAUGGAAAAUUACCAGAGACUACCCUUUUGGUUCGUGAAGCUCGACAAAGUGUAACAGAGGAAUAUUUGAGAUCAACUGUUGAUUAUGUUGAAGUUGAUAGGCCAAAGCAACUUGAGUUUGGUGGUAAACUUACAAUUACUCAAUGGACAAGAUUUUCUAUUUAUAAUUGUUCUGAUUUUGGAUGGGGUAAGCCAAUUUAUGCUGGUCCUAUUGAUUUAACACCUACACCUCAAGUUUGUGUAUUUUUACCUGAAGGAGAAGGCGAUUCUAGUGGUGGUUCUAUGAUUGUUUGCAUUUGCUUGCCUGAAUCUGCUGCGAACAAGUUUACACAAGCCUUACUUAUUGAUUCAGUGUUGUUGACAUAGACUUUGUGAUGAUUCAACACGACGAGACUUUAAUUCAUGCUCCAAGUAGAUUUAAUUCUUAAUGUCGUCAAUAAACUAUCAACAUUGAUGUGUUUAGACUUAAAUUUUUACAUAUAAUUGUU
Medicago truncatula (barrel medic) is the source of this 1520-nucleotide messenger RNA. Its product is annotated as omega-hydroxypalmitate O-feruloyl transferase. The record is from RefSeq and is a predicted model, not a curated record. The transcript has a single exon. Gene Ontology annotation, molecular function: acyltransferase activity, transferring groups other than amino-acyl groups. The coding region runs from base 1 to 1398 and encodes 465 amino acids. Lineage: Eukaryota; Viridiplantae; Streptophyta; Magnoliopsida; Fabales; Fabaceae.